AUGGAUGAACAAUUAGUCAUUAUUGAACAAUUGAAAAAGACUUUACAGUUAUUAACUGUCGAACAAGAAGAAAAUAAGAUUAAGGCAAGUACUAUUAAUACUUCUAAUUCUUCGAAUAAUGACAAUGAGGUUAAUGCAAAGUUUCUUUAUGAAGAUUGUGCAGAUUUAUUCAUUGAUUUCACUUACAAGAAUCCAACUACUUAUCAUGUUGUGAAGUUUGCAGCUAAUAUGUUAGAUAAGAGUGGUUUCAAAUAUCUUUGUGAAAAGGGUAAUUGGGACAAAUGUAUCGGUAAAGAAGGUGGUAAAUUCUAUACUAUUAGAAAUGGUACUAAUCUUGUGGCUUUCAUUGUUGGUAAGAAUUGGACUAUCGAAAAGGGUGCAGGUGUCAUUGGUUCUCAUAUCGAUUCCUUAGCCGUCAAAUUAAAGCCUGCUUCUUUGAAGGCUCAUGUCGAAGGAUUCGAUCUUUUAGGAGUUGCUCCUUAUGGUGGUGCCUUGAGCGAACAAUGGUUAGAUAGAGAUCUAGGUCUUGGUGGUCGUAUCUUGUAUCAUGAUGAAAAUUCUGACGUUAUCAAGGAGAAAUUAAUUGAUAGUACCCCUGUACCAAUUGCUAAGAUUCCUUCUUUGGCUCCACAUUUCGGUAAACCAGCUGAAGGUCCAUUUGAUAAAGAAGAUCAAACUGUUCCAAUUGUAGGUUAUCCAACUGGUACUCCUGUACCACCAAAUGAAAAGGAAAAGACUUCUCCUUUAGUUGGUAAGCAUUGCAUCAAUUUAUUGAGAUACAUUGCUGAAUUAGCUGGUCUAAAAGUUUGUCAAUUGACUCAACUAGAUCUGGAUCUAUUUGAUGUCCAAAAGGGUGUCAUUGGUGGUAUUCACCAAGAUUUCAUUUUUGCUCCACGUCUAGAUGAUAGGUUAUGUAGUUUUGCUGCUUUAUGGGCUUUAGACAUGUAUUCUCAUACUGUCGAUACUUCAACAUCCGAUAACUUUUCAGUAUUGGCAUUAUAUGAUAACGAAGAAGUCGGAUCCAUGUCAAGACAAGGUGCUAAGGGUGGUCUACUAGAAUCUAUUGUGGACCGUGUUGCUCAAGCUCAUGCUAAUGCUACUUGUGCCGAGAUCCGUACUCUAUAUGCUAACUCCAUCAUCUUAUCUGCUGAUGUCAACCAUAUGUUUAAUCCUAACUUCAAGGAAGUUUACUUAGAAAGACAUUCUCCAAAGCCAAACGUCGGUGUUACAUUGUCAUUAGAUCCUAAUGGUCAUAUGGCUACCGAUAACGUUGGUCUUGCUUUUGUUGAACAAUUAGCCAAGAAGAAUGACGACAAGUUGCAAUACUUCCAAAUCAAGAAUAACUCCAGAUCUGGUGGUACUAUUGGCCCAACUUUGUCACUAACUGGUGCGCGUGUCAUUGACUUAGGUAUUGCUCAAUUGUCUAUGCACAGUAUCAGAGCUGCUACUGGUUCUCAAGAUGUUGGUCUAGGGAUCAAGUUUUUCAAUGGGUUCUACCAAAACUGGAGAUCUGUUUACGAUAACUUUGGUGAUUUAUAA
Molecule: messenger RNA, 1539 nt
Organism: Maudiozyma barnettii
Lineage: Eukaryota; Fungi; Ascomycota; Saccharomycetes; Saccharomycetales; Saccharomycetaceae
Gene: APE1
Product: metalloaminopeptidase APE1
Exons: 1
Coding region: 1-1539 (512 amino acids)
Biological process (GO): proteolysis
Cellular component (GO): fungal-type vacuole
Molecular function (GO): zinc ion binding; metalloaminopeptidase activity
Source: RefSeq, a predicted model, not a curated record